Molecule: messenger RNA, 1899 nt
Organism: Aphidius gifuensis
Lineage: Eukaryota; Metazoa; Arthropoda; Insecta; Hymenoptera; Braconidae
Gene: eff
Product: ubiquitin-conjugating enzyme E2-17 kDa
Exons: 6
Coding region: 409-852 (147 amino acids)
Biological process (GO): protein polyubiquitination; ubiquitin-dependent protein catabolic process
Cellular component (GO): nucleus
Molecular function (GO): ubiquitin conjugating enzyme activity
Source: RefSeq, a predicted model, not a curated record
AAAAAAAAAAAAAGAAAAUAGCUCAAGGUUUUUUUUUUUCCAUCACAGUAAUUCAACACGCGUUUAUAAUAAUUAAUAAUUAAUAAUUUGGCAAGCAUUAUUGGUAAAUUAUCAAGUUGAUUAAAUAAUAAAAUAAAUAUAAACAAAUUGAUUAUCAAUAAUAAUCAUAUUUGCGUGUGUGUGUGUGUGGAUUAUUGAAAAAAAGAAGAGAGAGAGAGAGAGAAAGAGAAGAAGAAGAGAAAAAAAAAAAAAAACCAUUUGAGGCAUCAUUUGAUUCACGUAGUUUCAACGUCUAGAGUAUAGAGCAGUGUAGAGAAGCCAUCUUGUAAUCGUUAAUCAGAGAUCUUUGCUAAGCGAGUUUCGUUGUCUGGUUUUCGGCCAGUUUAAUAUCAAUACACAGUUCAUCAGAUGGCUUUAAAACGAAUUAAUAAGGAACUUCAGGAUCUUGGAAGAGAUCCACCUGCACAAUGUUCAGCUGGACCUGUAGGUGACGAUUUGUUCCACUGGCAGGCAACCAUCAUGGGACCACCUGACAGCCCAUACCAAGGAGGAGUAUUUUUCCUUACAAUUCACUUUCCCACAGAUUAUCCAUUCAAACCACCCAAGGUGGCAUUUACAACCAGAAUUUAUCAUCCUAACAUCAACAGUAAUGGAAGUAUUUGCUUGGAUAUUUUAAGAUCGCAAUGGUCUCCUGCACUCACUAUUUCAAAAGUGUUAUUGUCAAUAUGCUCUCUGCUGUGUGAUCCAAAUCCAGAUGAUCCACUUGUACCAGAAAUAGCCAGGAUAUACAAAACUGAUCGUGAGAAGUACAACGAAUUGGCACGUGAAUGGACGCGUAAAUAUGCCAUGUGAUGCGCCAACCUUCGUUGACCUCAUCCAACCACCACCACCAACGAGAGCAGCCCCAGUCUAAUAUUCCACUUUAACCGUACAGCACCAAUUCAAAGUAGCUAUAUGCCUCGUCCGAUAUUUCAUUUAUCGUCCUUGUUUAUUAAUAACUAUAAUUAUUAUUAUUAUUAUUAUUAUUAUUAUUACUAUUACUUAUAUUACUAUCAUCAAGGAUUCUUUUUAUUUUGUCAUCUUUUAAUCGCAAAAUACUCAGGACAUUUGUGUUUCAAACUUUCAAUUAAAUAUUAAUAAUAAAUUUUUAAAUAAUAAUAAUAAUAAUAAUAAUAAUUAAACAACAAGCAAAUAUUUCAAAGCGAAAAAUAAAUAAAUAAAAGAGUCCUGAGUUAUAAUUUAUAUAAAUUUUAAAUCGGCGAAUUUUCAUCAUGGCUACUAUACUGAGGGCAAUAUUUGAAAAAAAAAAAAUAAAUAAAUAAAAAGUGGUUAUAAAAACAAUAAUAAUAUUUAUCCAAAUCGAAACAACAAGAAAAUGAAUUUUAAAAAAUAAUGUCCGCUUUGAUUUUCAUAAAUAAUAAAAAAAAAAUUAAAAAAACAAAAAAAAAAAUGAAUUAAACAUUUGGAGCAAAAAAAAAAUAAUAAUAAUUACCCACACAUACACAAAAGAGUGAAAGUAGAAUUUAUAUAUAUUUAAAAUCUUAAUAGUUUAAUAAUUUCUAAUAAUUGUUUUUACAAUUAAUUGUAAUAUCUACUUUCUUCAAUCAAAUUAAACUUGAAAAAAAAUGAGAAAAAAAAAAGAAAAAAAAAAACGUAAUGUGCCCAUAUUUUUAUUUCAAACAAUGCGGUCAUUUUUUUUUUUUUUUUCGUGUAAGACUGGGCUUCAUCUAUAUAAAUACCACUAAAACUAAAUUUUUGUUUUGAUUAUUAAAAAAUCCCGCACCUAUUUUUUAUUCAACUUUUUUUUUCAUUAAUUUGUUUGUGAAAAAAGAAUAAAAAAACAACGUGAAUAUAUGAGGUUGCUCGGUAUGACGGUGUGUGAAGGAAAAUAAUAUUAAU